Danaus chrysippus (African queen) is the source of this 1557-nucleotide messenger RNA. NCBI's taxonomy places the organism in Eukaryota, Metazoa, Arthropoda, Insecta, Lepidoptera, Nymphalidae. The record is from the annotation of a GenBank genome assembly.
AUGGGGAAACGGCAACAUCAGAAAGAUAAAAUGUACCUCACUUACACUGAAUGGACAACAUUAUAUGGUGGUAAAAGAUCAGGUACAGCCGUUGAGGAGGACUCAUCGUUUAAGCGCCUCCCGUUUGAUCAUUGCUGCCUCUGUUUACAUACAUUUGAUAAUCCCUAUUGCGACGCUGACGGAAAUAUAUUCGAAUUGAAAGCUUUGACGGACUUCAUCAAAAAGUUCAAAAUCAACCCAGUUACGGGGAAGAAAAUAGACGUUGCAAGUUUAAUAAAGCUCAAUUUCACAAAAAAUGCCGAAGAUUCCUACCAUUGUCCAGUUUUAUUCAAACCGUUCACUAAGAAUUCACAUAUUGUGGCGAUUAGGACAACGGGUAAUGUGUACUGCUAUGAGGCAGUUGAACAGCUUAACAUUAAGGGCAAGAACUGGAAGGAUCUCCUCAAUGAUACUCCAUUCACAAGAAGCGAUAUCAUAACAAUACAAGAUCCAAACAAUUUGAAAAAAUUCAACAUAUCCACAUUUCAUCAUAUAAAAAACAAUUUGAGAGUGGAAACAGAAGAGGAGAUUGCACUCCGUAAAGAUCCACAUGCAAGAUUAAAAACUGUAUCGGCUGAAACAAAGGACAUUUUACAAGAACUGGAAAAAGAGUACAAAGCUCCGGAAACUAAAGAAGUUAAAAAAGAGGUAGCCGACAAAUUCAAUGCAGCACACUACUCAACAGGAAUGGUGGCCGCUAGCUUCACAUCUACAGCCAUGGCACCAGAAACUGUUCAUGAAGCAGCCGUCAUAUGUGAGGAUGAAGUAAAAUAUGAUAGGGUUAAGAAAAAAGGAUAUGUACGUUUAGUAACAAACUUAGGUCAACUAAACUUCGAACUGUACUGUGAUUUGACACCUAAGGCGUGUGAUAACUUCAUAAAACAUUGUCUGAGUGGUUACUACAACGGUACAAAGUUUCAUAGGUCAAUAAGGAAUUUUAUGAUCCAAGGUGGUGAUCCAACGGGAACUGGUUUAGGCGGUGAAUCAAUAUGGAAGAAGCCAUUUGAAGAUGAAAUUAGACCAAACUUGCACCACACUGGCCGAGGCAUACUUUCCAUGGCUAAUUCUGGACCUAACACAAAUGGAUCGCAAUUUUUCAUAACAUUCCGUUCCUGUAAACAGUUAGAUGGCAAACACACAAUAUUCGGUAAACUGGUUGGUGGUAUUGAUACACUUACAGCCAUGGAACAGAUUGAGGUUGAUAACCGUGACAGACCUAUAGAAGAUAUUGUUAUAGAAGUUGCCCAGGUGUUUGUUGACCCAUUUGCUGAGGCCGAAGAACAGCUUGCUGCAGAAAGAGCUGCGGAAUCUAAAAAGCAAGCAGAGGCAGAAGGAUCUGGAGUUAAACCAAAAAAGGCAUCAGCAAAACCUCUUAAAGUGUUCAGGAGUGGAGUCGGAAAAUAUUUAAAUUUACAAGAAUCAUCCGCUACCACUAAAACUACAAAAAGUCAAGAGGUCCCCGCAAAGAAACCCAAGAAAGAUGCCAAUUAUAACUUUGGUGCAUUUGAUUCAUGGUAG